Messenger RNA from Antechinus flavipes (yellow-footed antechinus), 716 nucleotides. RefSeq names its product IQ domain-containing protein F6-like. Gene Ontology annotation, molecular function: calmodulin binding. The record is from RefSeq and is a predicted model, not a curated record. The transcript is spliced from 3 exons. NCBI's taxonomy places the organism in Eukaryota, Metazoa, Chordata, Mammalia, Dasyuromorphia, Dasyuridae. The coding region runs from base 35 to 634 and encodes 199 amino acids.
UGACCCUGUAAAACCUUUUCAGACCAGGCCAGAGAUGCUUAAACUAAGGUCAAGAAGACGACUGAACCAUCAUCUGUCUGGAAGUCAUGGGAAGUCUGCUCUCUGUAAGGGAUGGACCAGGGGUGGUGGGCAAGAGCCUGGAGGUCCUCAUAAUUUCAGGGAGGAGAGGGCUGAUUUGAACCAAGGGCUGAUCUUCCCUGAGUCGACACAAAAAAAGAAAAAGAAGGAGCCAGAAAGAGAAGAAUCAGAAAAGGCAGAAGAUAAAGAGGACAAGAAGACCGAGGCCGCCAUCAAGAUCCAGGCCUGGUGGAGGGGCCUGCUGGUGCGCCGGGCGCUGCUGCACGCAGCGCUCCGAGCCUGGAUCAUUCAGUGCUGGUGGCGGGCUGCGCUGGCCCGGGCCCUGGACAAGCGACGCCGGACCAUGCUGCUGCUCUACUCGCGGCAGGAGGGCGCCGUGGUCAAGCUGCAGGCGCGGGCGCGCAUGUGGCGCAUUCGCCGCUGCUUCUGCCGGGCGCGGGCGGCCGCCUGCAUCAUCCAGGCGUACUGGCGCUGGUACGCCAGCCGGCACCGCAAGCUGGAGAGCAACCACACGACGGCGGAGCACUUGGAGAUCGAUAUAAAGAUUCUGGUUUAGAAAUUCCGGGGCCCUACGGACUGGGGUAGCGGGGAGGGACCCCGGCGGACUCUACCUCUUUCAAUAAAGAGUAUGGACUGGA